UAGGUAGUAGUGGGUGCCUAACCUGCAUAGACAUCGUCUUUUAGACAAUGCAGCAAUCGCGUCGAAAGGCUAUCAGUUGGACGAGAGAACCUCUCAGCCGUAGUCUGCGAAACCCGACCGAUUUGACCAGUAGUGAGUGCGUCCCUCGUUGACCUUGCCCUUUUGUUCGUUGGAUUCAAGUGCUUUCGGGAGAAUGGAUGCAGCGGAGAGCAGCAAAUUAAGCGAUGGGAUCGACGCUCCGAUGUGGAUGUUUUGGAAACGGCGACGCUACAUAGUGGUGGUGAUGGCAUUUCUGGGAUUCUUGAAUCAGUACACGAUGCGGACAAACCUCAGCGUAGCGAUCGUGGCCAUGACGGAGAAUCGGACUGAGCAGUUUGCCAACGGAACGGUUCAUAGCGAACAAUAUUUCGAUUGGGAUUCCAAAGUUCAGGGAUAUAUUCUCAGCUCUUUCUUCUACGGAUACCUCAUCACCCAAAUACCCGGAGGAUUCGUCUCAAACUGGUUUGGUCCACAUAUUGCUUUUGGAAUCGGCGUUGGAGCAUCAUCAGUUCUGACCCUGUUGACUCCUCUGGCAGCUCAUGUCGGAUACGGAUGGGUCAUCGCGGUUCGGGUUUUGGAGGGAAUUUUCCAAGGCGUCACUUUCCCAUGUAUGCAUGCAAUUUGGUCACGCUGGGCGCCACCAAGUGAGAGAUCCCGGAUGGUUCUGUUCUCGUUUGCCGGAGUGUUUAUGGGAACGAUUCUGGGAAUGCUGUUAAGUGGCGUCAUGGCAAAGAACUGGAACUGGGAAAGUGUGUUUUAUUUCUUUGGCGCUUUUGGAUGCGCUUGGUACGUUGGAUGGCUGAUACUUGUUAGAAAUUCUCCGGAGGACGAUCGCUUCAUAACUACAAAGGAGAAAGAGUUCAUUCUGCUAAGCUUGGGUAGAAAUGAGCAGGACAGUCAGAAGGUGAAGCAUCCUUGGAAGGGAAUACUCACCUCAACAGCCGUAUAUGGCCUAAUUACGGCUAACUUCUGUCAUAAUUGGGGCUUUUACACGCUCCUGACGCAGCUGCCGAGGUUCUUGAAGGAAGCAUUACAUUACGGAGUGCAGUCCAGUGGGUUCAUUGCAGCCGUACCGUACUUCGGCAUGAGUGUUACCUUGUACAUCGCUGGAUACCUUGCUGAUUGGUUCCAAAUCAAAGGAAUUCUCACUACCACUCAAGUGCGCCGUAACUUCAACUGUGGAGCUUUCCUGGUUCAGACCGUAUCCAUGAUCGUUACCGCUGCUGUUUUUACUCCGGCCGUAUCGAUCGUGUUCAUAACCUUGGCCGUCUCAGCUGGAGCUUUCGCUUGGAGUGGAUAUGCCGUUAAUCAUCUGGAUCUGUCUCCGAAAAGUGCCGGACUGUUGAUGGGAAUCUCGAACUCUUUCGGCACUGGCGCAGGGAUCAUUACACCAAUAGUAGUGGGAUAUUUGACGACGGGAAACUCACCCAGCGAGUGGAAGUUGGUGUUCUACAUUGCGGCCGGAGUUUACGCAUUUGGCUUAGUGGUGUAUUGGUUUUGGGCAUCGGGUGAGUUACAGCCUUGGUCGAUUGAGAUGCAAGAACGAGAGAAAAAAGAACAAGAAGCGAGAAAUGCAUGUUUUGUCUAUGUUAAUAAAAUUAAUGUUGAGGAGUAAGUUUAUAUGUUUUUAUGUUUGUUUAAAUUACAAGAACUUUUCACUGAUAAA
Messenger RNA from Aedes aegypti (yellow fever mosquito), 1705 nucleotides. Its product is annotated as sialin. The record is from RefSeq and is a predicted model, not a curated record. Gene Ontology annotation, molecular function: transmembrane transporter activity. Gene Ontology annotation, cellular component: plasma membrane. The transcript is spliced from 4 exons. NCBI's taxonomy places the organism in Eukaryota, Metazoa, Arthropoda, Insecta, Diptera, Culicidae. Gene Ontology annotation, biological process: transmembrane transport; monoatomic anion transport. Bases 194 to 1654 code for a protein of 486 amino acids.